UGGCCUCAAUCCUCAUCCUCAAUCCUCCAUCCAGACAGGCCCAAAAGCAGAACUGAGAGGAAAGCGAUCGGAAUCUACAGCGAAGAGGCGAGAGGGAUCGAAUCUACAAAGACCUCAUUAAAAGGGAAAUGAGAGGGCCGAAGAGCUCCGCCGCGAGCCGGCGGCCGACCAUCAUUCUUCUCUUCGGCGUGGCCCUUAUCUUUUCGGUCCUCCUCGUCUCUAUCCAGUCCUCAUUCUUCGCAGGGAAGAGAAAAUAUGAUACAAAUAGGGAGGAGAUUAGUAUGCUCUCGGAUUUCCAGUCACGAAUUCAACAAUGCGUGGCAAACAGAGGACUUGGCCUCACUGCAGACAUUAUUGAUCACUGUAGAUUGAUCCUUAAAUUUCCUGAAGGCACUAACAGUACCUGGUAUAAUGCACAGUUUAAAAUUUUUGAGCCGUUGGAAUACCAGUAUGACGUAUGUGAAGCUAUUCUACUGUGGGAACAGUACCGUAAUAUGACUACCAUCUUGACAAGAGAAUACUUGGAUGUCCGACCAGACGGUUGGUUAGAUUAUGCAGCAAAAAGGAUUGCACAGUUGAAUGCAGAGAGAUGCUACAAUCGCUCUCUUUGUGAGGAGCACCUUAACUUGAUUUUACCAUCAAAGCCUCCUUUUCAUCCACGACAAUUCAGAACAUGUGCUGUUGUUGGGAAUUCAGGGGAUCUCUUGAAGACAGAAUUUGGGCAAGAAAUUGAUGAACAUGAUGCAGUCUUUAGGGACAAUGAAGCUCCGGUUAAUGUUAAAUAUGCUAAACAUGUUGGCCUGAAACGGGACUUCCGUCUUGUAGUAAGAGGAGCUGCUCGAAACAUGGCUGCCAUUUUAAAUGGAUCUUCAGAUGAGGUGCUUAUAAUUAAAAGUGUGACGCAUAGAGACUUCAACGCUAUGAUAGAGAGUCUUCCUAAUCCAGUUUAUCUUUUCCAAGGAAUAGUGCUACGAAGGGGUGCUAAAGGAACUGGAAUGAAGUCUAUAGAAUUGGCUCUAUCCAUGUGUGAUGUAGUGGACAUAUAUGGUUUCACUGUGGAUCCUGGUUAUACAGAAUGGACGCGGUACUUCUCCUCACCAAGAAAGGGGCAUAAUCCAUUGCAGGGAAGAGCCUAUUAUCAGUUGCUGGAAUGCCUUGGUGUUAUAAGGAUUCAUUCUCCUAUGAGGGCUGAGAGGAUUCAAGAUUGGUCUGAUUUGCCAAGCAAAGAGAGCAUAAGGCUUGCUCAUGGAGCUGCUCUUCGCUUGAAGAAGAUUCAGGCAAGAGGAGGUCCUCUUCAGCUCGGACCUUUCACCAACUGCAAAGUUUGGGGCACCGUAGGCAGAGAUAAUGCUGGUCCUGUCUCGGGAUCUCCUCACAUGAGUUAUACGAGGAAGAACUCAAAUUAUAGCAAAUGGGAGCUUCUGCCAUUUGAGAACCUAAGAAGGGAGGCUCAGGAACAUUAUUUGCAAAUGGGCAGUGUAUCUCUGUACAAGAUGGAUGGCAACAAAUUGGAUGAUCUUGUCUGCGUCAAACAUGAAUGAUUUUCCAUCAAGAGCUUCGACAAUGAUGCUGAUGACUUGAGCUUUUACUAGUUUUUGUAAUUGAGGCGACUUUGAACGAGCUCAUUUGUUAUUUUGCUUGCCUCAUUCUGGAAAUGGAAAAAUUAUUAUGUGCCGAGACCGGAUGGCGAGAACUGUCUAAAUUUGUUGCCCUUUGGCUGCUUUUUUUU
This is a messenger RNA of Dendrobium catenatum, 1729 nucleotides long. Its product is annotated as sialyltransferase-like protein 5. Lineage: Eukaryota; Viridiplantae; Streptophyta; Magnoliopsida; Asparagales; Orchidaceae. The coding region runs from base 129 to 1541 and encodes 470 amino acids. Gene Ontology annotation, molecular function: sialyltransferase activity. Gene Ontology annotation, biological process: pollen germination; pollen tube growth. The record is from RefSeq and is a predicted model, not a curated record. The transcript is spliced from 11 exons.